AUGAACGGUGAUAUUUCUCGUAUUCCCAUCCAAUCUUUGGGUGCCGUAGUCAGUCUCACUGACAUCCUUCCGGAGCUCCCCCUUCCUGCACCACUUCAGAGUGGUUCUGCUUCAUGCACUCUCUUGUGUGAUCCUCAGUUGUCUGCCGAUGCUCACACCUGUCUUCAAAGUGCCACUAAUCACCUUGCCCCGUAUCUCUGUGAUGCCCUGGAACGUGCUUGUACGGACUCUAUUGACUUCAAAGAAGGGUUUGCGAGUGAUAGCAUUGAUCUCAAUUCGGCACCAACUCUCUUGUCUUCUGUGCUCCUGAGCAAACAUCAACUAUUCCAAAACAAACGCGGUUUCUUCGGCCUUUCUUCGUUCUCUAAUCAAUCGUCCGGCACGGUUCAGUCCGGCACCAUUGGUCGUCCAGUAUUGAAAAUUACCAAUGAAUCCUGGCAUUCCGUUUCGGAAUUAACCGCAAACUGUCGUUUGCCGUUGAGUGAUGAACAAAGCCUGUCCCCGACAAAGCGAAAGAAGAAAAAGAAAAGAAAAAAGCACAAGCAUCGAGAUGGUGAAGGUGAUACCAGUGAAACUGGUGGUGAAUCGAGUGCAACAACUCCUGCCACAUAUGAUGGCACGACACCGUCACGAAGGUUUGAUGAUAGUGGAUUGUCACCCACCCCAACUUACGGUGUUGUCGCCGAUACCAAUAAGCUAUCCUUAAAGAUUUUUAAACGACCAGUUAACGAAACUGUUGCGCAACCUCUAAAUGAUUUGAUGGUGGCGGAAUUGCCUAAGAAAGAGAAAAAGAAGAAGCGCAACAAAGACAAGGAUCGGGAGCACAAAUCAAAACGUGAUCGACGUCAAACUCCAACUUCUACGGAGGUUCCAUCAACUACACUUGCCUCUGAAUUACCGAAUGGGUCUAUCUCGUUGCCUACAGAGGUUCUAACAAACUCGGCAACUCCUGUAUGUCCUUCGUCGCUCCCCUGUUCUGUAAUUGAUAACACACUACUGACAGGGACUGCAACGACCACCAGUUCAACAACAACUGUUCUUCCCAACACGUUUGACGCUUUAUCCCAUCCAACGAAUACCGGUGUUCCUGCCGGCGACCUUUCAUUUAUGAGCAACGAUAGCUUGUUCGAUCAUAUCGGUUCAGCCCAUCUUCCUUAUCGCCAACCCCAGUCCCAGUCCACUUCCAGCCUACCUAGUACCCCGGCUUCGGCCGUGGGUGUAAGUCGAUCGGCCAACACCAGCGCCUUCCCUCCUGUAUCCUCUGCAACUUCUGUAGCAGAUAAUUCAUUAUCGAACAAUCAUCAAAAUCGUGCUUUCACUUCACAACCAACCUUGUUCGAUGGUCUCCUGAACGAUCCCACUAUGUCGUUCAUUGAUUCCACUGCCAUUUCUAGUGCCGACUUACUUGCCGUCGCGUCCAGUUGUCCCCUUCCUACUUCCGCUGCAAACACAAUGAGUAUGUGCAACAUCAUGGAUUUUGCGUCCCACUAUUUGCAAAAUGAAAUGCUUUCUUCCACUUCUCCAUGUGAUAGUUUCCCUGUUGGCGAAGACCCAACUGCUGUUUCACGGGCAGCUGGAAAUUUACAGCCCUCUCCGCAUCCGUUCAACUCCUCUUUCAUGAUUGCUUCCCAGUUAAGUGACACCCUCUCUGUCCCUUCCGCUGGCGAUCAUGGGUUCAAUAUGCCAACCAACAUGUUAAACGCUCCGGGUUAUGAUUCUUUGGCUGGCACUAGUCCGUCAACGGUCUUCGUAAAUAACUUCGAUAUUGCUGCAUUGUCCGAAUCCAUGGGGGCGCAUCACGUCCCGAUGGGAUUAGCUUCCUAUCUUUCUGGACCUGGUCAACCGCAAGCUGCUCAGGUGAAUACUCAGACCCGAAAACCACCCUCGCGCACGGACUCCGGGCUGUCGGCGAACACGAGCACUCCUCAAGCGUGGUGGAAGCGGAAAGCUCCCGGUGCCAUGCGCCGAAAGCGGCGUCGGAAGAAUGAAGUUGAGGAUCUACAAUCAUGGACGGUGAAAUACCCAACGGCCGCAGGUGCUGCCGCUGCGGCCAAGGAUGCUGCCACUGAACGGGCCGCGGACGAGCGAACAUGGGAUGAUGCCAUUGGUAACUAUAGUCAGGUGUUGGGCGAACGAGCCAAAAGAAGGAAACGCCUAGCCCGACAAACGGGUAAUUUUGACCCGGCGUUCGUGUUUGAACACGACAAGGAUUAUCACAAUGGCGGCGAAAGCGAUACUGCUGCUGGAGAUGAAGAGUCAAAGACAAUUGACCUCACUCAAGAUUCUGAUGCUACAGGAGAGGUUUCUGUGGCUAAUAGCUCCAGGGGCUUACGUUCGGGUGCAGCUCAGCGUUCCUAUGCCGGUAUGGAUGACGAAGACGAAGGUCCCGGAUCCGGUGGCGUCGUUGAGGGGAGCGGCCGUCGGCGGAAGAAGGCAGAUGACGAUGAACCCUUCGAAGUUCGUUUGAAAGAGCCCGUUGAAGCUCGCUUCCCUCAUCUAAUAGGGAAGUCAUCUGAAGUGACUCGUAAACGUCGCGAAAGAGUGGGAUUCGGAACUCUAUCAGCUGACGUUUCCAGUCAUCGGACCCAUGCCCCUCUCAGUGCUUCUGGUGAGGCCGGUAGUUUAAAGCGAUUCCUCCAACGACUUCAGUCUAUACUCGAGGCGAUUGAAGACACGGAUCUCUUGCAAGCUAUUGAAGGCACCGGUGGUACACAUGAAGAAGAUAUGCAUGAGCAGGGCACGAGUGCUGAUCGAGCAUCGGUUGCGAUGGCUAUCGCGGACAACAGCAUCCCAUCGGAAGCAUUUAUUGCUGUGGAAGAUUUGACGGAUUUGUGCCGUGAAACUGCCAAAUUGAAUGCCACUCGAAUAGCCAAUCAGAUCCCCAUUGAUCAGCUAUUGAAGCUUCUUACAUUGCUGUUGAUCAACAUACGCGACGGUUCUACUGUGAUCGCUACACUUCGGCCGGACGAGGAAGCCGACGAACACGAAAGUAAGCUCUGGCGCGAGUUGGCAAUGGAACGGGUUAUGCGAAGUGUGAACGCCGGACUCACUGGUCUCCUACUUAUGACUUCCAGUGAUAUGCCUCGGGAAGUCUAUGUGGAGGAUGUGAUUGAGCGCACCGUGCACACUGUGCGGUUCCAGUUAUUCAAUUGUAUCUUCCCUGAAUUCGAUCCGGCUUACAGAGUUGAAAAUACAGCCAAAGAAAACCAAAGCAGCAUCAAAUCUCGCCGAGCCCGUGAACGAGAUGUCCACAAACCACGUGCCAUUAUCCACCUAUACCACAAAUUAGUUGAAAUCGUAUCAAAUCUGGCCAAACUGGUAAAGAUGCAACGUCUGACCGACAGUCUGGUUCUAGCACUGUCCAGUGUUGGAGUUUCUGUCUUCUUUGUGGAGAAUGUCAGCGAGCUGCAGCUGGCUGCCCUGGAACUAGUCACAGCAAUUUUCGCUCAGUAUGAACCACAUCGGAAGUUGAUCAUGGAAGAAAUUCUGGCUAGCCUUGCUCGUUUACCUUCUAGCAAACGGAAUUUACGAAGCUACCGUCUGAACACGGAGGACAGUAUUCAAAUGUUGACAGCACUAGCUUUGCUGCUGGUACAAUCCGUAAUCGUUUUACCGAUGCCUUCCGAUAAUAAUAUCUCCCAACCGGAUUCAAAUGCUCCGCACAAUGCGUCGACCACUGCGGAUUCAACGGAAGGAAAUUCUGAGACUCAGAAAGCCGAUAACGAGGUGCUUGUAAUCAACUCGUAUCAUAAUGCACUGCGUACGGCACAUACGUUUCUUCUUGUGUUUCUUCGAAAAUCAACUAUCAAGGGUGAAGAUGAUUACCGAGUGAUCUUUGAGAACUUCGUCAACGACUUGUUGUUGGCUGUUAACAAACCGGAAUGGCCAGCUGCUGAGGUCAUGCUCAGUCUCCUAGGCAGCUUACUUGUGCAGCAGUUCAAUAACAAGACGGUGGAUCAAAGUGUCCGCGUGGCCAGUGUGGAUUAUUUGGGCACUGUAGCAUCUACUCUCCGUCGUGACGCGGUCUCAAGUCAAUUGAAGGAGAAAGACAUUGAUGCAGUCAUCCGUGAUCUACUUGAAAGCAGUCAUUCAGACGAGGACGACGAUGAGGAUGAUGAGGCCGAAGGUGACGAACACGAAGAAGAGCGGAAAGGGGAACCGAAUGGUAAUCAAAAUCCACCUGUCGCCGAUUCAGUACCAGAAGUGGACACGAAAGACGCACCAACAGAUUCUGCCUCAAUAAAACCAGAGGAGGGUUCGACAAAACAGGAAGAGAGCGAAGAGGGAUCUGAGCAAGGUGCCUCAGUAUCGAAAUCCGGUAAAAAAUCGAAGGCAGGUUCGCAUGAGCAGAACGGUUUCGAUGCCUCCAGUCCAGAAAUAAAGAGUGGUUUCAAAGAACCCCAACCGAAAAGAACAACGAACAAAAAACCCAAAAAGAAACCAAACACAAAUAACAAAUCUGUUGAUCCAAUCACUCAGUUGGAUCGUGUCCAGGCGCUACGGGAUGCUAUCUUGGAUUACUUGGCUACUGAGGAUUCAAGUCCUACAGCCAUUGAAACUGAACGUGCGACACAAGCCGCAUUGAGUCGAAAGAAUGAAGGCCAACUUGUCAAUGGAGAAAGUGGUACAAUCCGUUCUGGCACCCGACUAUCGGCAUCAGAUCAGGAGAUGGUUCUUACCAUUUCUGAACGCAGAAGACAACAUAUAUUGUUCAAAAUCGGUGAAUCUCCGGAUGCGUGGCGGCAACGCCGUCGUUUCUGGACGAAUACUUUGAUUGCGCCCACCACUGGUCGUCGUGCGAAACAAGCAGACGGCGAUCCCGCACCGUUAGUGUUCCAGGGAACCUUGGAUUACGAAGAUGCUUGCCUCGUCUGUCGAUUCCUGGCCAGUUUGCGUCCCUUCUCACAAAGCUUUGAUGUGUAUCUCACUCAAAUUUGCAGGCUCCUCAGUGAAUCAUCGGUGGCUGUCAGAACCAAGGCACUUCGUUGCCUUUCUGCUGUGGUUGAAGCCGAUCCGAACGUACUUGCUCGUGAAGAUAUCGAACGUGCAGUACAGUCUCGGUUGCUAGAUACAUCCACCUCUGUGCGAGAAGCUGCGGUGGAUCUGCUGGGUCGUUUCUUGGGAUGCAAACCGGAGUUGACUGCCCAGUACUAUCCAAUGUUAGCAGAUCGUAUUCGAGAUAAAGGAGUCAGCGUACGUAAGCGGGUCAUCCGGAUUCUGCGUGAUAUUUGUCUGGAACAGCCUGAUUUUUCACGGAUUCCUGAGAUUUGUGUGAAAAUGAUCAGACGUGUCAAUGACGAAGAAGGAAUCAAAGUGAGUCUUUGGCGUAUAGUGCUUAUUUCGGUAAUGUUAUACGCUGCGUAUUUCAGGUACCAAUAUAAUAUAUUUUCUAUUGCUUUUGGUAUCUUUGACAAAUCCAGACGGGUUGUCGGUCUCAUUCUACAGCUUAUUGCUGAUUUGUGUCUCCAUUUCUCUCUCCUGAGAUCUUUAAUUGUCACAAACAUGAACGCACUACUUACAAGUAACAAAUGUACGAACCUGCUGGUUUAA
Molecule: messenger RNA, 5550 nt
Organism: Echinostoma caproni
Lineage: Eukaryota; Metazoa; Platyhelminthes; Trematoda; Plagiorchiida; Echinostomatidae
Source: the annotation of a GenBank genome assembly